Molecule: messenger RNA, 3350 nt
Organism: Klebsormidium nitens
Lineage: Eukaryota; Viridiplantae; Streptophyta; Klebsormidiophyceae; Klebsormidiales; Klebsormidiaceae
Source: the annotation of a GenBank genome assembly
UCAACUUCAAGUUUGGCGCGCUUGGAAGUUGGCGGGCUGGCGCUUGAAGGCGCACAGUCUACGAAGACAGCAAGACUCGUGAGUUUUAGCUGGUGCAAGGCAUGUUCUUUUAGCAAAAUGUCGCGCUGUGCGGCUGCUCAACAGCCCCAACUUGCCGCUUGGACGCAACACAUCGGAGGGCUGCGUGUGGUCCCUCUUCAGGAGCAGAUGGCGGCAUCAUUUUGGCUGAGUUCAACCACAUCGAGGGUCACCAAAUAUCUGCAACCUGGCAUUCUGCGUGCACUAAGCUCAUCGCACCUCCAACCCUCACCACUGAAUAUCAGGCCAAUGCCAGAAGUGGGAUACUGUAGAGCACUUGCGUCGGGCCCCUUUGACAGCUUACAAGGCACAAAUAGGUCGUCAUAUGUCACCACUCCACAAGCCCGGGGGUUAAGCAUCAUAGCCAGCGCAAGGGGCCGCCAAUCCAGCGCAAAUGGAGAAAGUUCUUCUGAUCUGGAUGAUGAUGCUGCGAUGCCAGCGGUGGUCAAGGUUGGGGAGACAAACGGCGUUGCGGUUGCAAUUGACACCUCGAGGGUCAUUUCCGUGGAGCUGCAUAAAGAGGCGUCCGAAUCGUAUGUGGCAUAUGCGAUGUCGGUCAUUGUAGGCAGGGCACUGCCAGAUGCGAGGGAUGGGCUCAAGCCGGUGCAUCGACGCAUCUUGUAUGCAAUGAACGAGUUGGGGCUUUAUUCAAAACGGCCGUUCCGGAAGUGCGCGCGAGUGGUGGGAGAGGUGCUGGGAAAGUACCAUCCCCACGGAGACACUGCAGUUUACGACGCUUUAGUGCGAAUGGCCCAGGACUUCUCGCUCCGAUCCCCCCUUAUCGACGGCCACGGAAACUUUGGCUCGGUGGAUGCAGACCCCCCCGCCGCCAUGCGGUACACAGAGUGCAAGCUGCGGCCCCUGGCAGAGGCGAUGCUGCUGGCAGACAUUGAAGACGACACUGUUGACUUCAUUGAGACUUUUGACGGAUCUCAAAAAGAGCCAAAAGUCCUGCCUUCAAGGCUCCCCAACCUGCUCAUUAACGGCUCCCAGGGGAUUGCUGUAGGGAUGGCUACCAGCAUCCCUCCCCACAACCUAUCGGAAGUGGUCGACGCCCUCUGUGCCCUAAUACAUAACCCAAAUGCAUCGAUAGAAGAGCUCGCCGAGUACAUGCCGGGGCCGGACUUCCCGACGGGCGGACAGAUCUUGGGGUCUGACGGUAUCCUGGCAGCCUACCGCACCGGCAGCGGCUCGAUCGUCCUGCGGGGCAAGGCGCACAUCGAGCAACAAGCCAAGAGCAAUCGAGCGUGGAUCGUCAUUACCGAGAUUCCGUACCAGACAAACAAGGCUGCCCUGGUUGAGAAGAUUGCCGAUCUCGUUAAUAACAAGGUUCUCGAAGGCGUGAGCGACGUCCGAGACGAGAGCGACCGCACCGGGAUGCGCGUCGUUAUUGAGGUGAAACGUGGCGCGACGCCAUUGGUCGUGCUCAACAACUUGUACCGACACACCCAGCUGCAGACCCGCUUCAGCUGCAACAUGGUCGGGCUGAUCAACGGGGAUCCGCAGUUGAUGAACCUGCGCGACUUUGUCCAGACGUUCCUAGACUUCCGGUGUACAGUAGUGCAGAGACGGGCGCAGCACCAGCUUAAAAAGGCGGAGCAAAGAGAUCAUCUAGUACAGGGACUUAUUAUCGCUCUUACAAAUAUGGAUAGCAUAGUGGCCACCAUCAGGGGGGCGAAAGAUACUCAAACAGCGUCAAAGACCCUGCAAGACAAGUUUACUCUGAGCGAGGCGCAGGCAGCAGGCGUCUUGGAGAUGCCUCUGAGGAGGCUCACGGGCUUAGAGAGGGGUAAACUGGAGGAGGAGCAUAAGCAGCUGUCUGCCGUCAUCACCGACUUCAAAGACAUUGUAACCAGCAGAAAGCGAGUCCUAGACGUUAUCGAAAAGGAGUCACGAGCGCUGCAGAAGCAGUUCGGAACGCCACGUCGGACGCAACUAGAUCGGGAGAAAGACGGGGAGGUCAGCGACGCGGACGUGAUUGUCAACCAAGACUGCAUACUCGCACUGAGCACGAAGGGGUACGUCAAGCGGAUGCUGCCCAGCCAGUUCAAGACGCGGGGCCGGAAGACACGUGGCAUGGCGGGGGCCAAGAUGCGCCAGAACGACACGCUCUCCAAGCUGGUCUCGUGCAAGACGCACGACAAAGUACUCUUCUUCAGCGAGCGCGGCAUCGUCUACUCCAUACGUGCGUACGACAUCCCCGAGAGCUCGCGCGUGGCCGCGGGCAGCCCCCUACUUCAGCUGCUGAGCCUCCCGCCUGGGGAGAAAGUGACGUCAAUCCUGCCGCUGAGCGCCUUUCCGGAAGACGAGUAUCUUGUCAUGCUGACGACCAAGGGCGCCGUGAAGAAGACGCCGUUGUCGGACUUCGAAUCGAUACGGCGGUCCGGCAUAGUGGCCAUGCCGCUGGACUCCGGUGACGAGCUGCGAUGGGUGCGGAAAGCGUCCGCCGACGACGACAUUGUGAUUGCGUCGCAGUUGGGACAGGGCAUCCGCUUUGCGCUGAAUGAGAAGAAUCUGCGGCCGAGCAGUCGAACCGCACGCGGCGUCAUCGCGAUGCGGGGAAUCGAGGAGAGCAAGGUCGCGGCGAUGGACAUCAUCCCCAAAGACAAGCUGCAGCAGCUAGUUUCGCAGGACGACGACGGCUCCCUCAGCAUAUUAGUCGUGACCCGUCGCGGGUUCGGCAAGCGGUUACCCGCAGACGAGAUCCGGGCGCAGGCGCGGGGCGGCCGCGGGUACAAGAUCAUGGGCAUGCGGGAAGACGACGAGAUCGCGGCGCUUCACGCGGUGGGCCAACCCGAGGGGCAGGAGGAAGGGUCGCAGGAGGAAGUGAUCAUGGGCAGCGAGAAGGGCGUGCUUAACCGGAUACGGUUAGCGGGCAUCAGCCAGCAAAGCAGGACCGCCAAGGGCGUCAUUCUGAUGAAGCUAGACGAAGGAGACUCGGUCAAGGCCGUGUCCGUGGUUCUCAGCUCUCAGAUAGAUGACGAGGAGGACUCGAGCAGCGAUACGGAGCUUCGAUUGGAGGAGGACGAGAUAAGCGAUUUGGUGGCCCAUUAGCGAGCUUGUUGAUACGGAGAUGAUUGUUAAAGAUGGCAGACCCCUCCAUGUUUGCGAUUGAUUCGAGAAUAUAAUUGCGCCACUGUGCGACUGCGCCCUACAUACAGAGUUAUCGUCCAGACGGUCGGGAAUGUCCCCGUCAUGCAACGGAACCCUCGAAACAUAUUGGUCGGGAGCAAGGACUUCACAGCCGCCAGCCGCAAUCCUAUGCUAUCAUG